Conger conger (European conger) is the source of this 3986-nucleotide messenger RNA. It is a transcript of the gene zdhhc14, whose product is annotated as zinc finger DHHC-type palmitoyltransferase 14. Gene Ontology annotation, biological process: protein targeting to membrane; peptidyl-L-cysteine S-palmitoylation. Lineage: Eukaryota; Metazoa; Chordata; Actinopteri; Anguilliformes; Congridae. The transcript has 9 exons. Bases 1306 to 2781 code for a protein of 491 amino acids. The record is from RefSeq and is a predicted model, not a curated record. Gene Ontology annotation, molecular function: protein-cysteine S-palmitoyltransferase activity. Gene Ontology annotation, cellular component: Golgi apparatus; endoplasmic reticulum.
AGCAGGACGGGUGGCGGGCUGUGUACCUCCGCGGUCGAGCAAAUGUGUUUUCUAUUGGACGGGGAUAUUUAUAUUUAGCGUGUAUUCACUCACCUCAAAUUUUGAAUUUUGAAGAAGACGUGGGAUAUCAUGGUCGACUUCCCAGAUUGCACGGAUAUGUGUGGUACACUAACUCUAGAGAGAGCUAGCGAGCGGUAUUUUUAUUUUAAGCUGUAUUGUGGCGAGUGCUUUUGAGGCUAUAGUUUGAACCGUUGUGUUUCAUUCCGAUAUAGCGAGUUAAGUGGUGAGGAUGUGAUCAUCAGUACAUUAAUGAGCAGGUUUCGUACAUAUACGACUAUUUUACUAACUAUGAUGUGACGAUGUUAUGUUUAAUUUUAAUGGCUGCUCGCAACAAACCUGGAUAAAAUAAUGCAAUAACAAGGGCGAUCUCUGAAGGACGUGCUGUAUUUGAUCAACAAGAAAGCGAAGGGACAAGAAAGUAUGGAGGGGUUCCGUGCUGUGCCUGCCACUCUGGAUUGCAGUUUCCCAUUUAACAAAAGGACACUAACGCCGACUUGGUGAAAACAUACUGUAGAACCGAGAUCCUCAAUAAUUGUUGCUUAAUACAGUAACUGUUAGAUGUAGAUUUCCAACGUAGAAAGCAAACAUUGGGUAGCUGUUCUCCGCUGACGUUAGCUAUUAUGAAAAUGUAGUCGACGACAGUUCAAGGACUUAUUAAUAUUGGCAAAUUACGAACUAGAAGGACCGAGUGGACGUGACGAACACCCUUUAGCUGUCUUUCUAAUGCGAAUUAAUGUUGGUAUUGUUUUGUGAGUGCAGAGAUAAAAUGGAAGAAUUAUUUAAACAAACAAGGUGUCUUACAAAAUCAGUGGAUUUCUGUAACGUUACUUAUUGGCCGUAAGUAAAUAUAUUUAGCUGGCUAGCUGAUUAAUGGCUUAUUCCAAGACAAGUUCUGGUUCAUCAUGACAGAGAUGUGAAAGAGCCAGAUAAGGAAGCUAUUGCCUAAGUUACUGUUUGUAAACAUUUUUAAUUAAUAUAACACUGUCUAGUAGUACAGUACUUUUAGUGCUUACUCGGUGUAAUUAGCUGUUGUUUUUGUGAUUAUAAUCAUCGUAUUUUCUAACUUAGUCCAAUUUAUAGGACAUUUUGACUUGCUAUUAUUUUCUGCAGUUAACACUGGUGUUGUGGUCUUUCCUCUGAACAUAUGUAAAGGAACAAGCUACAUAAAAGUGUUUAUUAAUCCCAGACUAUUCAAUUGUUUCUGGACUCCGCGAAUCGUGCAAAGGAGAACACCUCUUUCGGUCGAUGCACCUCAGGGUUUCUGAGCCCAUGAGAGAGUGCGAGUACAGUCAGAUUAGUACGCACAGCUCCUCGCCGAUGGAGACCCCGCACAAGAAAAGGAUCCCCGCGAGGAAGUGGCAAGCCUUCCCCGGCCGGAAUAAAUUUUACUGCAAUGGGAGGAUCAUGAUGGCAAAGCAGACUGGUGUCUUCUACCUCACAUUGGUCCUCAUCGUGGUUACCAGCGGGCUUUUCUUCGCUUUCGAUUGUCCCUUCCUGGCGUCCAACCUCACCCCGGCCAUUCCCGCCGUGGGAGGCGUCCUGUUCGUCUUCGUGAUGGGCAUGCUGUUCAGGGCCAGCUUCACCGAUCCCGGAGUUCUGCCCCGAGCCACGCCCGAUGAGGCCGCGGAUCUGGAGAGGCAGAUAGACGCAGACAACGGCCCCAUUUCGGGGGGCUACCGCCCUCCCCCCAGGACCAAAGAGGUUGUCAUCAAUGGCCAGACGGUGAAGCUGAAGUACUGCUUCACUUGCAAGAUCUUCAGACCGCCGCGAGCUUCGCACUGCAGCCUGUGUGACAACUGUGUGGAGCGAUUCGAUCACCACUGUCCCUGGGUGGGAAACUGCGUGGGGAAGAGGAACUACCGCUUCUUCUACCUCUUCAUCCUCUCGCUGUCCUUCCUCACCAUCUUCAUCUUCGCCUUUGUCAUCACGCACGUCAUCUUGAGGUCCCACCGGACUGGCUUUCUCAGCGCUCUGAAAGACAGUCCUGCCAGUGUGCUGGAGGUGGUGGUGUGUUUCUUCUCCGUCUGGUCCAUAGUGGGUCUCUCGGGGUUUCACACCUACUUAAUCAGCUCAAACCAGACAACAAACGAAGAUAUUAAGGGAACGUGGUCAACAAAACGAGGGAAGGACAACUACAACCCCUACAGCUACGGGAGCAUCAUCACCAACUGCUGCUCGGCCCUGUGUGGGCCCGUCCCUCCGAGCCUCAUCGACAGGAGGGGCUUCGUCCAGCCCGACACGCCCCAACCAGCCCCCCACACCAAUGGGAGCACCGUCUACGGGUCCACCCAGUCUCAGAGUCACAUGUGCGACCAAGACCAAUGCAUUCAGAGCACCAAAUUCGUUUUGCAGGCCGCGGCCACGCCCCUGCUCCACAGCGAGCCGGCCUCCCUGAGCGGGGAGCCCCCCCUGCCCGGCAGGACGUCACUGGGGGGCCACUGCGUCUCCCUGGCCCCCGGCCACCCCACCCAGACUACGUCCACCACCAGCCUGUGCUGGGAAGGGGACCAUCACCACCACCACCACCACUACCCGCAACACCCCCACCCGCACCCGCACCCGCACCCACACCCACACCUCCACCUCCAGACCCCCGAGGAGGCCCCGUCGCCCCCCGGAGUGCUGCCCUGCGGCCUGGCCCCGCAGAUGUACGACCCGGCCAGCCUGGACUCCCUGCACGAGGACUCCGUCCGAGGCCUGGUCAAGCUCAGCUCCGUCUGAAAGGCGGAAGGCCGGGACUACCAGUACGAGGGAGACGCGUCAGGAGAGACUGUUCUUCCAUGUUAAUAUGUCCAUAUGCGCAGUACAUAAUCGGUUCUUCAGCUUGUGCCUGUGGCCGGUUCAAGCUCAGCUCCGUCUGAAAGGCGGGGAGACAGGACUCGAGCGACACACCUCGAGGGACUGUUCUUCCAUGUUAAUAUGUCCAUAUGCGCAGUACAUAAUCGGUUCUUCAGCUUGUAUGUAUGUUACUUCUUUCUUUAAAAGUCUUUUUCAAGAAUUUGACUUAUGAGAGGCUGUCGGGUCGCAAUAUUUUUAUGGUUUUCAGACUCGAGGAAACAAAGGUAAAAAAUGUGACCAGGUACUAAAUGCAUCUUAGCAGGGUUUGAAAAACACUGCCCGGAAUUAUCCGUCCUUGUGCCAAUCAACCCCCCCUCCUCCAAAAUCAGUAAGGGCUGGACCAGUUGCAAUUUUUGCAGGGAAACUCAGGGAAGCCCUGAGAUUCUUUACCCACCCCCGCUCACCUACCAGUGCCAUUCAGCCCUCACCGCCCUCAAAGACCCCCUCCCCCCCCUCCAAAUCUCUGUCAUCUCCUGGGCGCAGGCUGUGUGUCAAGGAACCUGAUCUGCCCCCAUCCGCCCACUGGCUCUUUGUACUGCCCAGCCUCCGUGCCGAUGCUGCCAACGAUCAAUGGGCGAUACACCGGUGAUGCCAUCGAACAGGAAGCCUUUUUAUGCAUUUCCAGUUCCUGUACAAGCCAUUACGUGUUCCCGGGGAAACUGGGGGAGGGGAAUAAUAAAAUAAAAAUAAUAAAAUAAAGCCAGAAAUGAUUGGCUUUGAAGUACCGGAUGUUUCUAGGCAACCAGAAGGCAGCGUGACAGAUAACCGCUCGACGUGUUUAGAAACAGAUUUUUUUUUUCCUCUCCCCAACGCGUCACAAGCCUGCCUGUGCCGUUUUAUAAAAAUGGACAAAACCGCCUCGUUGAUCGCCGACGGACUGCCUUUUCUAUUUCUAAAACUCGGAACACUGUCGGCAAUGUGGUUGGCACGUACUUCACUGUAUUGUGUUGCGUGUCGUUUUGUAAUGCUCAUAUCCAAAAUUGUGGUGUGCCAUGCCAAGAACUUUUAUUUUAUUUUAUUAUUAUUUCCUUCCAAAUGCAAUAUUUCCUGUGAAUAUUAAUGAAUAAAUUACAACUUUUAUGAAAAGA